GAUGCCAACGAACUUGGAGGGGAUUUCGUAGCAACUAGCAACCUCAAACCAACGCUCAAGGGUUCGUAUCGCUGUUCUGCGUCUCGUGGAGGGAGAGAGAGAUAGAGAGAGAGGAUGACGACGGCAACAUCGAGCAUCGUGUCACAGCCGACGCCAUGGCUGACCACUUCACUCAUUUCUCCCUAUAAAACCCAGUCUUGUUCGCAAAGCUUCACCGUCGUCUCCUCUUCUCUCUUUACGACAUCGCCAACCGCAGCUAACCUCUCUAGGUCUCUUACUCUAGCUCGGGGAUGCUCAUGGAUGCAGGACAAUUCCAUGGGCUAUGACACCACCAGCAACAGAAAAUUGAGACAGGGCCCUUUACAUUCGGUGUUUUCCACUACACCUGCAGUGGUUUCCUCGGUGCAAGACCUUUACGAAUUUAUAUGCUCAGGUCCUCUCAUAGAAAAAACGGGUUUGACACCAGAAAUGGUUGCAGAGAGUAUUGACAGGUGGUUAGAAUGUGGGCUUUACCUGUGUAGAUUAUUCCAACUCAAUGAGCUUAACUUAACAGUCCCUCAGAAAGCUAGGAUCUAUCACUACUAUAUACCUGUAUUUUUCUGGUGUGAAGAUCAGAUUUCACAUCACAGGUCGAUGUUCAAAGAUGGAGAAGACAUCCCUCCUUUAGUGAUUGGUUUUAGUGCUCCACAGGGAUGCGGAAAGACUACACUUGUUUUUGCCUUAGAUUAUCUUUUUAGAUGCACUGGAAGGAAGUCUGCAUCUGCAACAAUUUCUAUAGAUGAUUUUUAUUUGACAGCUGAGGAUCAGGCUAAAUUGAGAGAAGCAAAUCCCAGCAAUGCGCUUUUAGAGUUUCGGGGGAAUGCUGGAAGCCAUGAUCUUCAAUUUUCCAUUGAAACAUUGACAGAUCUAAUGAAAUUGACAAAAGAAGGCUUGAAGAUGAAGCUGCCACGAUAUGACAAAUCUGCAUAUGGUGGGAGAGGUGACAGAGCUGACCCUUCAACAUGGCCAGAGGUUGAAGGGCCAUUGACGGUCGUACUGUUUGAGGGUUGGAUGCUUGGUUUCAAACCCCUUCCGGUGGAAGUUGUUAAAGCUGCUGACCCACAGCUGGUGGCUGUGAACAAAAACCUUCAAGCUUAUUAUGAUGCAUGGGACAAGUUCAUAAAGGCAUGGGUUGUAAUCAAAAUUAAGGACCCAAGUUGUGUCUAUGAGUGGCGAUUGCAGGCAGAGGUUGCCAUGAGAGAGGAAGGCAAACCUGGGAUGUCUGAUGAAGAGGUUAUGGAUUUUGUUUCACGUUACCUACCAGCAUACCAUGCUUAUCUUCCAACACUAUAUUCAGAAGGACCAAAUGGAUCUGAUCCCGAACAUCUCCUUGUUGUUGAAAUUGAUGAAAAGAGGAAUCCCAUCUUGGGUAACUAGUUGGCAGCAUUUAGGCUACAAUAUUAGAGGCCAUUUUUUGAUUGUCUUGGACAAGGUGUAACGGUUUCAGCCAAUGACUGACAAUAGACACCCACUGGUGAAGCCAUCCCUGAAUUCAAUGUAUAAAUGCAUUAAUGUGAAUAAGAAAUGGUUGUAUGAAAGGGUUUUUUCUUCAA
This is a messenger RNA of Nelumbo nucifera (sacred lotus), 1592 nucleotides long. Its product is annotated as P-loop containing nucleoside triphosphate hydrolases superfamily protein. Lineage: Eukaryota; Viridiplantae; Streptophyta; Magnoliopsida; Proteales; Nelumbonaceae. The record is from RefSeq and is a predicted model, not a curated record.